GUUGUGGCUGUGUGUGCGCGAAGGAAAAUUCCAGCAUUUUGCAGUGCGUUGGAGGGAAUAAAUAAAUUCCAUAAUAAUACCACCGUUUCGCCACUGACUUCAUUCGCCCACUCGAGCGGCCGUCGAAGGUGCGCAUGAACGCACAUCCUGGUGAAUGUGGCUAGUGUGUAGUUCUGGGUAGAACUAACUCCCCCAAAAAAGGGAUCCUUUCGGAAAUUCCGUCAGUGUAAAGUUCGGUGUCCAUCAUCAGCUGAUAUGGAGAUUGUGACAGCGAAGCAAUGUGAGGUUUUGUUUACCUGCAGCAGCAAGGAUAAGAGAAUUUGGUGAUCAGAUUGCGUGAAACGGCAUGGCACAUACACACAUACACUGCGUCUGAUGCACCAUUUAAGUGCAUCAAUCGUGAGCUCAUCGUGCAGGUUGGUUUGAUUUCCGUUCAAGACGUCAGCGCAUUACCGCACUUGACCCGUCGUGGGAGGGGGUGGCAACACAACACAACACAAAACACCCGACACAAGUGCACGUGGGAGAGAGAGAGAGAGCGAGCGAGCGAGAGAGAACAGGUGGAGGAAGGAGUAGAUUGUGUGAAGUGUGCUGCUGUUUGUUCUGUUUUGCCCCAAACGUUGUGGUGGGGUGGUGUGUGUGUGGGUGGGUGAUCAGCAUUAGUCGGAUUCCUGCUGCAGGAAGAAGCCCACCAAGAAGGCCCCGCUACCACGUCGGAGGAGAGGCACUUAGUGCCUGAAGCGCACCGGGUGUUUGGCGUGAAAUUUGCGUAAAGUGUGGUUAGUUCUCGGGAAGGAGGGUGGCAUUGAAAGGUACCGAGCGAAGUAGGAAACGGUGAAGGAAGGAAACAGCUCAAGUGAUAAUUAUUGAUAGCGCGCAAAGUGGCCCCCGCUGCUGGGCUGUGCGAAGCUGGAAAUCGAAAGGGAAACGGAAUGAAACUGCUCGCGCAGAUAAUUCCCCUAAGGGUUGUGGUGCUGUAGUGUGAAGGAGAGGUAAAACAGAGGGGGGGCUUUUUAAAGUGCGAGCGUACGAGCGAGAUGCAAGAUAGGUAAAGAUUUGUUACGUAGUGAGAACACGACACGACGCGAGAAAGAAUAAGAGAAGGGGUGUGAGUGAGUGAGUGGUCAAGGGGUGGGUUGGUUGGUUGGUUGGGUGAGUGUUUCGUGCACAUGUUGUGCGUAUGUUGAGACAGCCCUGCACAAACACACAUUCAUACAUACAUCGCGCGCGAGAAAAUUUGUGUCCGUGUGAGUGUGUAUGUGUGUGACUACCCGAGCGAGAGAGAGCGAAAGAGGAUGCUGCGAAGAAUUCGCCAGCAAAGCAAGCAAAGCCCCAGCAGCAGCAUCAUCCCCAAGGCAACACCAGCAAGACAAGUGUGACAAGAAGUUGGCUGCUUCACAUCGCGGUCGCCGCCGCUGUCCGCAUUUGUGUGUUGAUCUCGAAGCGUUUGAUUCGCUGGGUCGUGUGUCGACGGCCGCUGCAGGCCGAAAAGGGGAGAGCGAAAGACCCGUGUGUGAGCGCCACACAACACCACAGUGUUGUCAAAGGUUUCGCCCAGUGUUGUUGGCCGCAAAAGUUCAGAGUGUAGGUUGUUGGUGUGGUGUGGUCUUUCCCUUCGCCUCCGUGGCGUUAUCGUUGUGUUGUUUGGUUGUUUGGCUGCUGUCAUUGGUACACUCCGAGAGUGGAAAAAGAGCAAUUUUUCACGAUGAAGUUUGGCGCUGAAUUUCCCGCCUAGCGGUUUCAAGAAAAGGACUUUUUUGGAAAAUGAUGUACUGGAUUCUUCAAAGUCUGAGAUAAGUGAGCGCAACGUGCUUGUGUGUCGUCUUAGUGCUGCAACGCUUCGACCAAGUGGUCACCGAUAGUGCAUUCUAAAUGCGCCUGCAUGGCAUAGAGACGACGACGGAGUGCCCGAACCGCGAGUGCCACACGUCAGCGUAACCGCGCUCAACAGCACAAAGAGGGGGAGCAGGGGGCACAGCAGGGCGCCCUUGAUCUUGACCCAGGAACAGAAACCUGUCCCCAGGUGGUCACACCAGGAAGGAGCUUUUCAAUAGCUGCACAGUCCAGCACGCGCCCUAGCCCUAGCUACUAGUAGUAGUGGGUGAUGCGGUAUCAUUAGUUCUAGCGGAUUUGCGGAGUAGUGUAGCGCACUAGUACUUACACACCAACCUGUGCCAUAAAGAAGAGCAAGAAAGACAACACUUUUAUCCGGUGGAGAAGAGAGAGAGAUAGAGAGAGAGAGGAGACAGUACGCAACCUCUUCUCCACAACCAGAACCAGUGUCGGGAAGCGUUCAGUUACGGCCGAACCGCCGGACGUCUAGAUAGCGAACAGGAAGCAGCCAGAAUAGCCGGCCCAGAGCAACACACUCACGAUGGGACGGAAAAAGAUACAGAUUUCCAGGAUAACGGACGAACGGAACCGGCAGGUGACGUUCAACAAGCGCAAGUUUGGCGUGAUGAAGAAGGCGUACGAGCUGUCGGUGCUGUGCGACUGCGAGAUUGCGCUGAUCAUCUUCAGCAGCAGCAACAAGCUGUACCAGUACGCCAGCACGGACAUGGACAAGGUGCUGCUGAAGUACACCGAGUACAACGAGCCGCACGAGUCGCUGACGAACAAGAACAUUAUUGAGAAAGAAAACAAAAACGGCACGAUGUCGCCGGACUCGCCGGAACCGGAGGACAGCUACACGCUCACGCCCCGCACCGAGGCCAAGUACAACAAGAUCGACGAGGACUUUCAGAUCAUGAUGCAGCGCAACCAGCAGCUGACGGCGGGCGGCGCCCGGCCCAACAUGGCGACGAACAGCUACUCGCUGCCGGUGUCCGUGCCGGUGUCGGUGCCCGUGAUCGGCACGUACAACGACUCGAUGCUGCAGAGCAGCCCCCAGAUGGCACACAAUAGUAUUAGUCCACGGCCCUCCAGCUCCGAGACGGAUUCGGUGUAUCCCUCCGGCGGUAUAUUGGAAAUGUCAAACGGCUAUCCCCAUUCGGCAUCGCCCCUCGGUGGAUCUCCCAGUCCCGGUCCGAGUCCAGGUAUUGGCUCUCAUCAGGCGCAUAACAAUAACAAUAACUCCCAUAACACGCAUAACAAAAAGUUCCAUUUCGAUAAUGCAGUGCAAACGAUCAAGCAAAGCCCGUCGGGUGGCAGUGGCAGCUCCGGUUCGCGGUCGUUGCGGGUAGUGAUACCGGCCCCGAUGAAUCCGACCAUCACGGCAGAUGACAUUUCAUACGUGGAACACACGCGGCAACAGACGAAUUUAAACACGCCGGUCGUGGCACUGCAGACACCGAUACCGGGACUCACCAACUAUACCACCACGCUCGGCUCGUUCGGUGCGCAGGACUUUUCGCUCAACCCCGACAUCAUGAUCGGCCCGUGGAGUGCGGCAUCCAGUCACAGCCAAAACACGUCCGCGGCAGCCGCAGCCGCCGCCAUGGGCAGUCUCCAGCACUCGAGCGGUUUGCCCCAUCUAGCUGUGUCGAACAGUACGCCCCCGCCGUCGACUUCGCCACUGUCGGUGAAGAUUAAGGCGGAACCGAUCUCACCGCCCCGGGACCACCACAACACCUCCCACCAUCACGGUGGCGCGCCUGGUGGUGGCAGUAGCAGCGGGGCAAGCGGUUCGGCACCGGGCGCAAAUGGCGUCCAGUCGGCGAGCGGUGGCGGCGCGUCCUCCACGGCGACGGGUGUCAAUGCGAACAGCGGCAACAACAGUAACAACAAUGGAAGCGGCAACAGUCAGCAACAGAACGGCGCCCAGCAGCUGACCGCCAUGGGCAAUGUGGUUGUGACGGGAGGUGGAGGAGGUGGCGGCGGCGGCGGUGGUGCGGGGACGAGCUCACUAGGAGCGAACCUGAACCACUCCCAUCUGAUACAUUCGCGACCUUCCUCGACCGGCCAUCUAACGCCGACACCGGACUCUUAUAUGCCUAUCGGUGGGCACCUGGCAGGUUCCGUGACGCCAACGAACGCACCCUCCCCGGUGGACAUCCGGCAUCUCAGUACGGGCGGUAGCCAUCUGCCCGAGUACGACGCCCCCACCGCCCAGGCACAUAACGGCAAUCGUGGAGCGGACGGUUCGGCAUGCUACCUGGACGACAACUCAAACCACGUGGUGGUAAUAUCGGAUGCGGACGGUAGCAAUACCAGCGACGGCGGGAUGGGCAGCAGCAGUGUGGCCAACUUUACGCAUAAGCUUCACCAGCAUCUGCACGGUCACGGUGGCAGUGCGCACCAGUAUCAUCAUCAUCAUCAUCUGCAGCAGCAGCAACAGCUCCACCAUCAGCAGCAGCAACAACAACAUUCGUCCCAACUCUUGCAUCCCUUCUAUAAUCAACACCAUCAUCAUCAUCAUCAUCAUGUGCAGCAACAGCAUCAUCAGCAUCAUCAGCAGCAGCAGCAUCAUGCUGGAAGCAGCGGCAACAACAGUAACCAUGGCUACUCGAGUCAGCCCACGUCACCAUAUCACAACCACAACAGCAACAGCAGCGAGCCGAAGCAUCUGCAGGGAAGUCAUUCGCCCUCGCCGGGUGUAACGCCCGGUCCGUCCGGUUCCGUUGACGGGCAGUCGCAGGCAACAGCGAUGCAGCAGCACUACUGAGGUACGCCCGACCGACCUGAGGUGCACCACCGAGAGCUUAAGCCAACACCCGGCACACAGUGUCCACAGAAGACAUGAGAUAUUAUAGUUACUGAAGUCAAUGUUGAGGAGAAGUCAUUAUCGUUAAGAAGAAAGUAAAACAGAGGGAGAAAGAGAGAGAGGAGAGAGGUUACAGGAAUCGCUACACUUGCCCGUUGCUGCUCCUACGUUUGGGAAGAGAAGAGUAGAGCUAUCGAUGAUUGUAAAACGUCAAUUCAGGGGCUGAGAUUCAUUGGAUAGAAGAAUAGUAGAAAGCUGGCAAGAGAGCAUGGAAGGAUGCGUGGAUGCGGGAGAUGGAGCCGUGAAAAACCUCGCGAGAACGUUUAUCUCUCGCCAUACACGAUCCUUCAAACAAUUCCCUUACGAUUGUAUAAGUUUGAGUGUGCGUGUGUGUGUGUGGUUGUAUAUGUGUAUCUGUAUGUGAGGUUGUGGCCAUAUUGUAUGUUCUUCCCAGUGACACAUAUAAGAGGAAAGGCCGUGGCAACGAUUGGUUUCACUACCGCUCGCUCGCUCCAAAUGCUCAGCGAAUCUUCCAGCUUAUUGUGCGCGGCCACAGAGGACAGGCCCCGCUUCCCAACACCCACCAUCACCCCAGCGUUGCAUGUUGGAUCCUCUACUUUCUAUCUGGAUGUGACGGUGUUUGUUAGCUUUUCAAAAAUCUCAUCGUUCACCAGCCCUAUUCCGUGCGCGAGAUCGGUGUAGAUUGAUGUUGACUUAUGAGCAGUCGCAGUGGCCAGCAGGGAGAACGCAGGGUUACAAAUUGGCAUUAGUCCCGAGCCAAACAUAUCAAACAUAAUAUGAAGCUGUCAAACGAUUCAAAUUGGCCCCACUACUACUACUACUACUACGACAAUGAUCGUACAAAACUAGUAUAUAAAGCUGUGUGCUUCUGGUGUUGCCAAUUCUGAGGUAGAUGAGGGAGAAAAAAAACAACCAUGAGAUGGCAAGAAAAGUCUAUACAAAGUAUGGAAAAGGAUGAAAAGGGGAACACAAAACAAUAUAAAUACCUAAUGCUACAAUCAUCCAAGCUGUAAAUUGUAAAGUGAAAAGCAUAAAACGGUGAAGAGAAGAACCCAAAUAGCUAUUUCAAAACAGUUGAUUUGCUGCAAUUAGAGACAAGGAACAAAUAAGAGAGAAAAAACCCGUCUACGUAGUAGGAAAUAGGACUAGAUAUUUCAUGUAGUGCAAAAAAAGAAGAAGAAGAAGAAGAAGAAGAAGAAACCAAGGAGAAAACAAAACCAAGCGGUGUGCACAGCAGCAACCGAAAGCGAAGGAAGAGAGAGCAUGGUAGCAUAAAACGUACUAAAGCAAAGCAAAACAAAAGCGUAAAAAAAGAAAAAAAGAAGAAACCUAGUUUGUGUGCCAUUAAUAGGAUAACGUCUCUGUAUAUUUUACGAUAGCAAAAAAAAGGUGGAAAAGUGAGAAGAAGAACAAAAACACUGCAGCAUAGUACAGAAAGCAUAUUAUGCUGCAAAUUGCCGCCGGAUGAUGAUGAUGACAUGAUCGGAGACAUGUCGCAGGACAAAACAAUUUAGCCUUAGUAGUAAAACAAAACAAAAAAGUCAGUCAAAGCGUCGGCCAGGGAAGGAAGGAAGGAAGGCUGGAAAAGGGGUGGAGAGUAUUGCAGGCCACUCAUAUACACACAUUGUCUGUGUCCGCCGGUAGAUAUGUAAUACCGUUUUCUGUGUAUGUUGUGUAGCUUAUGAUUUUUUGUUUUCAUUGUUCGUUAGCUAUGUUCUUUUCCUUCCUUCGUUUGCUUACUUCCCUCCCCCGGUUUCAUCCUUUUAGUUUUGUGUACGGUUUGUUCUUUUUUUGUUUUAAAAACUCGUGUAGGUACUAUUUUCUUAUUGUUUAGGAAAAACAUGCAAAAACACACUACAGACAUACACCAUUGUCCCUCAGACGAUCAGACAUCAAACAAACAAAAAAAGCAUCCAGAUCAGGGGGUUUCGGUAUGGGAUGCGUUUCGCUGCUUAGGCAAAACGGCAAGCGGAACGAAACGCGUUGAAACGACGCAACACACGCCCCGGUGCAAGAUAGUUUUGUAAGUUUUUGAAUUUGUUUUAUUUGUUUUACCGCUUUCACGUUCAAACGUACGUGUGAACGCAUUGUGUCGCCGUAUUCGCUAGCGGAAACCGCCAGUGCGUGCAAUAGUAGAAUCCCUUUUAGUAGGCAGUAGUACAAGUAGUAGUAGCCUAGUUGGCUAUAGUGUGUAGUAUGAAGGGUAGUACAAGUACUACCGGAGAGAGUUGGAUAAGUUAAUUGGGGUUUUUUGGGGGAGACACGGUGAAGCAGCCGGACGGGGUGAGAUCAGCUUAGGUUUAGGCUAGUGCUACAAAGAAUGAUAUUUAUUUGAUCUAUUACUCUAUUAACUACUACCGUGUAACAACAAAGUGUUAGGGGGGCUACACCCGUGUUUGCCAA
Molecule: messenger RNA, 7066 nt
Organism: Anopheles arabiensis
Lineage: Eukaryota; Metazoa; Arthropoda; Insecta; Diptera; Culicidae
Gene: Mef2
Product: myocyte-specific enhancer factor 2
Exons: 11
Coding region: 2375-4603 (742 amino acids)
Biological process (GO): cell differentiation; positive regulation of transcription by RNA polymerase II
Molecular function (GO): DNA-binding transcription factor activity, RNA polymerase II-specific; RNA polymerase II cis-regulatory region sequence-specific DNA binding; protein dimerization activity
Source: RefSeq, a predicted model, not a curated record